Ilyonectria robusta is the source of this 3621-nucleotide messenger RNA. RefSeq lists its product as uncharacterized. The record is from RefSeq and is a predicted model, not a curated record. Lineage: Eukaryota; Fungi; Ascomycota; Sordariomycetes; Hypocreales; Nectriaceae. Gene Ontology annotation, biological process: protein transport to vacuole involved in ubiquitin-dependent protein catabolic process via the multivesicular body sorting pathway. Gene Ontology annotation, cellular component: ESCRT-0 complex. Bases 1 to 3621 code for a protein of 1206 amino acids. The transcript has 3 exons. Gene Ontology annotation, molecular function: protein binding.
AUGGCGUCGCCAUUCAGGGUCAAGGCCAUCUACGACUAUUCGUCGCCCCACGAGGACGACCUCAACUUUGGCACUGGCCAAAUCAUCACCGUGACCGAUGAAGAAGACGCCGACUGGUAUAGCGGGGAAUACCUCGGUGACGAUGGUGUCAAGCAUGAGGGCAUCUUCCCCCGCAACUUUGUCGAGAAGUUCGAGCCCACCGCGCCCCCGAGGCCGUCGCGCACCCGUACCAAGAAGGAGCCCGAACCUGCUCACGCCGACGAUGCCACUGCUCCUCCCCCACCGCCACCUGCGCAACAAGAGGCCCCUCCUGUCCCCGAGCCCGAGCCUGAAGUUGAGGAAGUCUACAAGCCCGUCCAAACACCUGUUGUACCCGAACCGGUAGCUCCGGCAGCUCCGGAACCCAUACCAUCGAAGCCCGUCGAGUCCAUUCCUGUUCCCGCACCCCCUCCUGCUGCCCCGAGGACGGUCGAAGCCCCUGUUGCUGUCCCAGCUCCUGCUCCCGCACCCGCUCCCGCACCCGCUCCAGCUCCUGUUGCUGCUCCUGCUGCUCCUGUUGCUCCCAAGCCUAAGCCUGGUCCUCCUCCGGUCUCCGAGAAACCUACAAGAAACUCGUUCAAGGAUCGCAUUGCCGCAUUUAAUAAACCCGCAGCGCCUCCAGUAGCCCCCUUCAAGCCGAGUGGUCUGACUGGGCCUACGGGGGGCUUCAUAAGGAAGCCUUUCGUGGCCCCUCCACCGAGUCGAAACGCCUAUAUCCCUCCUCCGCAACAGGCUCCAACGGCCAAGGUCUACCGACGUGAUGAGGAUCCCGAGAUUAGGGAGAGGGAGGCUGAGAACCAGGGGCAGGCAGAAAGGGCUGGCCUGGCACCAACGGAAUCUCAAGAGGACGGUGGCGAAGACCAGCCGAAACCUACAAGCCUCAAGGAACGCAUUGCUUUAUUGCAGAAGCAACAAAUGGAACAGGCAAAUCGACAUGCCGAUGCAGCUUCCAAGAAGGAGAAGCCUAAACGACCCCAGAAGAAGCGGGAGAGCAUUGGUCACGCCGAGGCUCUGGUCGAGGCUGAGGAACCCUCUCCGCCACCUGCCGCUCCUCUGGAGCGCCGGGAUACUGAGGAGACAGGAACAAGAACCUCUACCGAUGAACCCCUACCUCCACGCAUGCCUCCCCCUCCCCGUCGCAAGUCCUCCAAGGGACCUGCGGUGGAGCCCGUCCAUGAUGGCAACGAGGCAGAUAUGUCUGGAGCUGGCGAUACGACUGAGGGUAAUGAUGACUUGACGGAGCGAGACGAUAGCGACCCCGUCUCUCGACGUGCCUCUCGAGUACCCACUCUACCUAUACAACCUGUCGCUGCUGCUCCACCACAACCGAAAGACGAGAGUGGCGACGAGGCGGCAGAAGAUGAUGAAGACGUUGACCCCGAAGUCAGGCGCAAGGAGGAGCUCAGGGCGAGAAUGGCCAAGAUGAGCGGCGGCAUGGGUUUCCAUGGCAUGUUUGGCGGGCCAAUGCCCCCUGCUCCACCGCCCAAGAAGAAGAAGGCUCCCAAGGCUGAGCAAUCGCCCGUUGGCGAAGAUGCUGAGGAAAUGUCUCCCUCUUCUCGUGCCCCUCCUCCUAUCCCAACUAUGAUGGCUCUUCCGGGUAUGGGAGGUCCCAGGAAGUCUGAGGAGGCUACGCGACCAGGCGACGAGGCCGAACAAGCUUCUCGACCCCCGCCACCUCCAAUCCCGUCUAUUCCUCCCCGAGUAGUCGAAGAUGAGCAAGAUAACGACGACGAAGACGAAGCGACCACCCCCGCACCUAUGAGCACCCCAGCGAUUCCCUCCCGAGAUGCCGUGGCUCCUCAAAUUCCCGGUGGUCGGCCAGUGCCACCUCCUGUACCCUCUGAAGCCCGGCCACCACCUCCACCACCUCCUGCCGAUAUGAAGUCCCAAACGGAGGGAUCCGAGUCUGAUGACGAGCUCUCCAGCCGAGACCGAAAUGAUGACAGCACCAUCGAGCAGCCUUCUGCAGUUGCCAGGUCUCCUCCUAUGCCACCGCCGCCUGUACAACCCCCAAGCCUGCCCAUCCGAUCUCCGUCCAAGUCAGUCGACCACGACGAGUUUAUCCCCGCGUCUCCUACCACUACGGUGAACAAGCGCCUCAGCCGCCCACCACCUCCAAUCCCUGGAUCCGUACCAGUUCCCCCUCCUGCGCAAAGUCGGCCACCUCCCCCACCUCCCCCGGGAGGACUCCGCCGACAGUCCACGGUAGACACCCCAACGCCGAAUCCUUCAAGACCGUCACAGGCAGGCGAGGAAGAGGAUGAGGAGGUCACCGAGUACGAGGGCGACUACGACACUGAUAUUGCCUCUUCGGCCCCCCACAAGGACGCUCUGAAAGCCCAUGCCCGGGACUCGAGUCUCGAGGAGAACUCGCUGAAGUCUCCCACCACAGAUGCUCCUCCUAUUUUACCACCCGCGAUUCCGACAGCAGCAGCUCCGAGAGCUGUUCCGCCUCCAGUUCCACCACCAGUUCCUACUCACCUUCCCCCUUCAGACACGCGAAGGUCUGUUGACGUGCCUCGGGUGGCUCCUCCGCCUCCGCCUCCGCCUCCGACAAACCUCGCUUCCCCUCAACUUGAUGAAGACUACGACCCUUACAACUACUCGGCGGCAACUACUCCCGGAGCCUUCUCGCACAGGACUCCCAUGAUCGAGGAGGAGGAAAUGUUCCCAGGAUCCCCAUCACAGGCUUCUCCUCUUGAUCGGAGACCCCCUCCGCCAGCUGCUGCUGGUCGUGGUCGGCAGUCGCUUGAUGUGUCAAGGGCAGGCAGGCGAUCAGUCGAUAUGCACCGACCCUCGAUGGAGUCGGGUUUCAUUGCCAACGACAUUGACCUAGCGGUGCAGAGUGGCUGGUGGAAACAAACGAACCAGGUGCCCCCUGUUCUCCAAGGCCGCAAGGAUAUCUUCUUCGAGAGCGAGGAGACGACAUCCACCAACGGCGGACAGAAGACCAUCAUCACACGCGAGGUCUUCGUCUUAUACCAGGAUUACUCGCAAACGUUCCUCACAAUCCGCUACGACCCCUACAACCCUUCUGACGUCAACGUCGAGCAACGCCACGAGCCGCCACCACGACCCCUUCGCCAGGACCAGAUGGAGGAGUUUUACGAGCGGUUCGGCCGCCUUAUCUCGAACGCCGUUGCGGCCAAGAAAGAAACCGUUGUUGGUGACGGCACGCCGCAGGGCCUCGUUUUCGAGUUGCUGAGCCCCUUCAAGGAUGCACUUGCGCCCAUCGGUACCCGUGCCUACGGCGCCCUCGUAUACUCCAAUAUGGCCAAUGCCUCGACGCAACAGAACGACAUGAUUCGGCCUGGUGACAUCCUGACCAUCCGCAACGCCCGCUUCCAAGGCAAACACGGUCCCAUGCAUGCCAAGUACUCCGUCGAAGUAGGUAAGCCAGAUCACGUUGCCAUCGUAUCCGAGUGGGACGGCACCAAGAAGAAGGUGCGUGCGUGGGAACAGGGACGUGAGAGCAAAAAGGUCAAGGUUGAGAGCUUCAAGCUCGACGAUCUGCGGAGCGGCGAGGUCAAGAUUUGGCGUGUUAUGCCACGAAGCUGGGUUGGCUGGAACAGCCAGCCCUAG